Messenger RNA from Mangifera indica (mango), 1598 nucleotides. Its product is annotated as protein ALTERED XYLOGLUCAN 4-like. The transcript has 3 exons. Gene Ontology annotation, cellular component: Golgi apparatus. The coding region runs from base 189 to 1454 and encodes 421 amino acids. The record is from RefSeq and is a predicted model, not a curated record. Gene Ontology annotation, molecular function: O-acetyltransferase activity. Lineage: Eukaryota; Viridiplantae; Streptophyta; Magnoliopsida; Sapindales; Anacardiaceae.
UCUUUUUUUCAUAUUUUAUAUUAAUUGUUAAUUGGUUUUUAAGUUUGUAACUGCCGUGAUAUAAAUAACAGUUUAACGGAAUAUUUGUUUUUUCCUAACAAGUUCAUUAGUAUUCCAAUUUUUGAAGAUUUGUGUUCUUGUCUUUGUAUUUUUCCUGAAUUUUUUGUUUCUCUGUGAUUCGAUGAAAAAUGAAAUCAUCUUCUUCUCUUUACCAAGAUAAACUCCAUCGCUACGGCAAAAACGAACGGUGCAACAUCAAAGGACGAGUGGCUUCUUUCUUGUUUUCUUCUCUCGCUUUUACUACCAUUUUGAGCAUCUUCUUCCUCUACUCUCCAAACCCAUUAAAAAUUACGCCCAAACAAGACACCGACCAGAGCCCGAUCUUCAGCAAAUCGAAAAAUGAGAAGGAGAAGUGUGACUUGUUCAAAGGCCGAUGGAUUCCGGAUCUUGAAGGGGGGUCACAGUAUACGAAUUCAAGCUGUGCAACGAUUCCCAUAUCGAAGAACUGUUUCAGGCACGGAAGAAGAGAUACAGAUUUUCUGAAUUGGAGAUGGAAACCUGAGAAAUGUGAUCUUCCAAAGUUUAAUGCCAAGACAUUUCUUGGAAUUCUUCGAGGGAAAAAACUCGCAUUCAUUGGAGACUCAGUUGCCAGGAACCACAUGGAGUCCCUUCUCUGUCUCUUAUCACAGGAGGAAACUCCGAUAGAUGCUUACAAAGAUCGUGAGGACAGGAAUCGGAUAUGGCAUUUUCCUGAGCAUGACUUCACUCUGAAAAUGUUGUGGUCAAGAUUUCUGGUAGUUGGCGAAGAGAGAGUGGUGAAUGGCUCAUCUUCUGGAGUGUUUGAUUUGCAUCUUGACCAUGUUGAUGAGACAUGGAGUCGAGAGCUACCCAUUUUGGAGUAUGCUAUAAUAUCAACGGCUCACUGGUUCUUUCGGCCAAUUUACUUGUACCAAGGCGCCAAUGCAAUCGGAUGCGUCUAUUGCAAUGAACAAAACCUCACUAAAUAUGAUGUAGCGGACGCUCUUGGAAUGGCCUUCAAAGCCACUUUCAAAUACAUCAACAACUGCAGAGGAUGCCGCAGGAAUUUAGUCACAUUGUUGAGGACAUUUGCCCCAGCCCAUUUCGAGAAUGGAACUUGGAACACUGGAGGAAACUGCAACAGGACGAGCCCCUACGGCGAAAAAGAGAUAGAGUAUUCGGAAGGCAAUAACGACUGGAAAUUGAGAAACAUUCAGGUGAAAGAAGUUGUAAGAGCAAGAAAAGAAGGUGAAAAAAAUGACAAAAAGUUUGAGAUUCUGGAUGUGACAAGGGCUAUGCUUAUGAGACCUGAUGGCCAUCCUGGAGCAUUCUGGGGAAACAAAUGGAUGAAGGGUUACAAUGACUGUGUUCAUUGGUGCUUGCCUGGUCCAAUUGAUGUGUGGAGUGAUUUCUUAAUGGCCACUAUAUCCAAGUAGGGUGGCUUAAAUUUUUUAUCUUAGAGGCAACAUAGUAUAUUUUAUAUCUCAAAAUUUCUGUACGGCAAUAUAUAUACCAUUCUUUUUGUCCAGAGAUAAAAUUUAUAAAACACCAUACCUCUUAAUAUAAUAAUAAUUUAUGCA